Acomys russatus (golden spiny mouse) is the source of this 1764-nucleotide messenger RNA. It is a transcript of the gene Dlx1, whose product is annotated as distal-less homeobox 1. Bases 789 to 1556 code for a protein of 255 amino acids. Gene Ontology annotation, biological process: negative regulation of transcription by RNA polymerase II; embryo development; cell differentiation. The transcript is spliced from 5 exons. Lineage: Eukaryota; Metazoa; Chordata; Mammalia; Rodentia; Muridae. Gene Ontology annotation, molecular function: DNA-binding transcription factor activity, RNA polymerase II-specific; RNA polymerase II cis-regulatory region sequence-specific DNA binding. The record is from RefSeq and is a predicted model, not a curated record.
GCGAGACAGCCUUUUGUGCACUUUUCCGUAUUUGCACCCAGAAGGUAGACUGCGCCUUGGAAGCUUUUGCUUCCAUCAGCUCCCUCACUUUACCCCUGGGUCCACAAGCGCCAGCUUUGGCCACUGGAGCCUCGAGCUGGAGUGGCCAGCUGGGCCUGGAAAGAUGCGAGCAAGUCCCUGGGAGCGGUGGCAGCGGCAGGGCGGCGGCCGAGUGAGUGAGUUGGGCCGGAGGGCCCCAAAACCCCGGUUCCCGGGAUGUGGCCGAGAGGACCCCGGCCUGGGAGGCGCGUCCUGGAGCGCGCUGAGCUAGGAACAGGACUCUCGGGAGGACCGUGGGCUGCGGGCUACCUGGAUUGCUGCCCAGCGCACGACUCCGCGACCCAGAGACCGCGGCGGGACUCUGGAGCGGCGUUCCCCACUGGACUAGAGGAGCCCCGGCCCGGACGAGUGGACCCGACUCUCCCUAGGCCGGGCCGUGGCGCCCGCUCUAGUCCAGCCGAGCCGGAGCUUCUCGGACCAAUCCCCGGUGAUUAUGCAAGAGAGCCGACCAAUCAGCUCCACCAGCUCAUGAAUAUUUAUGACCUUGGCUGAGUCAAAGCUUUGAACCGAGUUUGGGGAGCUCGGCAGCAUCAUGCUUAGACUUUUCAAAGAGACAAACUCCAUUUUCUUAUGAAUGGAAAGUGAAAACCCCUGUUCCUCUUAAAUUGGGUUCCUUCCUGUCCUGAGAAACAUAGAGGCCCCCAAAAGGGAAGCAGAGGAAAGACCCCACUCAGACCCCGCGAGAAGAGAUGACCAUGACCACCAUGCCAGAAAGUCUCAACAGCCCCGUGUCGGGCAAGGCGGUGUUUAUGGAGUUUGGGCCGCCCAACCAGCAAAUGUCUCCUUCUCCCAUGUCCCACGGGCACUACUCCAUGCACUGUUUACACUCGGCGGGCCAUUCGCAGCCCGACGGUGCCUACAGUUCGGCCUCGUCCUUCUCCCGACCGCUGGGCUACCCCUACGUCAACUCGGUCAGCAGCCACGCGUCCAGCCCCUACAUCAGUUCCGUGCAGUCCUACCCCGGCAGCGCCAGCCUCGCCCAGAGCCGCCUGGAGGACCCAGGGGCGGACUCCGAGAAGAGCACCGUGGUGGAAGGCGGUGAAGUGCGCUUUAAUGGCAAAGGGAAAAAGAUCCGUAAACCCAGGACAAUUUAUUCCAGUUUGCAGUUGCAGGCUUUGAAUCGGAGGUUCCAACAAACUCAGUACCUAGCUCUGCCUGAGAGGGCGGAGCUGGCGGCCUCCUUGGGACUCACACAGACUCAGGUCAAGAUAUGGUUCCAGAACAAACGCUCCAAGUUCAAGAAGCUGAUGAAGCAAGGCGGGGCGGCUCUGGAGGGCAGCGCGUUGGCGAAUGGCAGAGCCCUGUCUGCCGGCUCCCCACCGGUGCCACCCGGCUGGAAUCCGAACUCCUCAUCUGGGAAGAGCUCAGGCAGCAGCGCAGGCUCCUAUGUCCCCAGCUACACAUCUUGGUAUCCCUCAGCGCAUCAAGAAGCUAUGCAGCAGCCUCAGCUCAUGUGAGGCUGUCAGUUCGCACUCACCCACCUCCUUCCCGUGUCCCUUGGGCCAGCCCCUCCCGCCUCCAGGUCCACCCACCUCUUCUGGGUGCCCUAGGCCAGGAGGAGAUCGGCCCAGAGGUAGGGGAUAAAAAGAAAAGAGAAAGGAACAGUGAAGGCAGAGGGCUUGGGGCCUCCCCGGAGCCCUUAAAGGUCUGGCCCAGCGACUUUCC